Messenger RNA from Hyaloperonospora brassicae, 1761 nucleotides. The record is from the annotation of a GenBank genome assembly. NCBI's taxonomy places the organism in Eukaryota, Oomycota, Peronosporomycetes, Peronosporales, Peronosporaceae.
AUGGCGGACCUGACGUACACUGUCUUGGGCCUCGCGUCGCUCGUGCUGUCCAACCUCUCGACCGCGCUCGUGACGGUCAAACUGUACCGCGCGUGGGACUACCGCGUCUCGUGCGUCCGCUGGCUGUUCCUCACGUUCUUCGCGUACCUGUGGCUCUCCACUGUCGCGCGUGGCGGCGUCUACGUCUGGACGCUUGUCCCCCUGCUGUCGCGUCCCGACGUGGCGGCCGCCCCGCUUCCGUCCUCGGCGCUCGACGCCACGUCGGACAUGCGCGCGCCCCGACCGGCGCUGCCCACGCUCGUCCUGAGCCUCUGCGACGUGCUGCACUUUGCCGCGGCGCUCUGGGCGCUGCCGCUCACCUACGAGCUGUCCAAGAUCGCGGCCAAGUCCAUGGACCGCGGCACGAGCAAAGAACAGGCCAAGAUCCGCAUGUACCUCGUCGUCGGCCACGCGGCGAUCGCAGCCUUUGCGGCUGCCGAAGCCGUCCUGAGCGUCCUCGGCGGCGGCUACUCGCGCCGCACGUACCGCCUCGCGCUCGGCGUGUACGCGCUACAGCUCGCGACGCUCGUGUACAUGGGCGUCGCGCUCUUCGCGCUCAAGCGCCGCGGCCGCGACGUCGAGUCCAUCAACGGCCGCUUCGAGGCGUCGCCCGUGUACCAGCGGCUCCAGCGCAUGCUCUGCGCCUACGCGCUCUGCGCGCUGCAGUACGAGUGCGCGUCGCUCGUCAUGGCCGUCACGACAGACGCGCGUCGGUCCGCCUGGACACUGCACUACCUCGAGCUGAGCCACGUGCUGUACAACGCCACGGGCUGCGCGCUCGCGCUCGCCACGGGCUGCAGUCUGCCGUGCACGCUGCGCGUCUGCGGCUGCUGCUGCCCCGACGAGCUGCUCGUGCAGCUCGUGGUCGAGGCCAACCGGCCGCACGUGCGCGGCGCGCACAAGCGCAGCAAAGUCGUGGCCGCGCCCGUGUGUAACCCCGUGUUUGUCGUCACGGACAUUGAGUCGUCCAGCGCCUUGUGGGCCAUUGGCGACGCCAAAGUCAUGCAGCGCGCGAUCCAAGUGCACGACGACACGCUGCGGGCGCUGCUGGCGCUGUACCGCGGCUACGAGAUCACGACGGCCGGCGACUCGUUCCAGUUGGCGUUCCACACGAUCCGCGAGGCCGUGGCCUACUGCCUCGACGUGCAGCUCCAGUUGCUCGCUGCGCCGUGGCCCAAGGACCUCCACGGCCUCGUGGCCGCGACCAAGAAACUCCGCGUCGGCCACCGCGUCGUCUUCCGCGGACUGCGCGUGCGCAUGGGCGUCCACGACGCCAUGGGGUCGGACGGCCACCUCCACCAGAGUCCGCACGCUGUGACCGGGAAGACGGUCUACACGGGCGCAGCCGAAGUGCUCGCGGCCGAAGUGAGCGACGUGGGCGCCGGCGGGCAGAUCGUCAUCACGCGGCGCAUUGCCGAGUGGCUCAUGGCCAACAGAGACGCACUGCCGCGCGACUUUCGCGUCACGUACUUGUGCGACUAUUUGGUGCCGCACGUCAACAUGCACGUGGCCGUGUACGAAGUGCUGCCGGACGCCCUGUCGCAGCGCCAGCGGAUCUUUGCCAAGGACCAGCACAAGCGCAUCCCGCAGGGGGCGACCGACCGGUCCACGUCGGGCUCGAGCGGCCGCCAAAGCAGCUUAGGAACGCCCAUCGGGUCGCCCACGUCGUGGUUCUUCCCGCCCGACACGCCCGAACGAGGACCGCGUGCGGUCCGACAGUAG